Messenger RNA from Camponotus floridanus (Florida carpenter ant), 1964 nucleotides. RefSeq names its product cytochrome P450 9e2. Lineage: Eukaryota; Metazoa; Arthropoda; Insecta; Hymenoptera; Formicidae. The transcript has a single exon. Bases 301 to 1845 code for a protein of 514 amino acids. Gene Ontology annotation, molecular function: monooxygenase activity; oxidoreductase activity, acting on paired donors, with incorporation or reduction of molecular oxygen; heme binding. The record is from RefSeq and is a predicted model, not a curated record.
GUUACACGAUCUCGAGUGCGAAGCACGUAUCUCAAUGUCAGAUAAUUUAUCGAGUUAAUAGUGAGCGAUCGCGAAUAUCAAUAUCAAAUUUUUGUUCAACUUCGGCACAAUUCUAAGUGAUAAUUGUGAAUAUACACAUACAUAUAUAGAAGAACAAAAAUAACAACAAUUUGAAUUUUUUCUUUUUUCACGUUUUGUUGAUGGUCAAAUAAUUGAAUGUAAAAAUUAUUUUAAUUUUGACGAACCUUUCAAUUAUCAACAACAUUUAUUUCUUAUAUGACAAAUUAAAAAAUCAUCGUGAUGGAGCUAUCUACAUUGUUGCUGACUAUCCUCGCAGUGGGUAUCUAUGUGUAUUAUUUUGUUCUAAACAAAUUAUCUCAUUUUGAGCGAUUAAAAAUCCCACAUGUGCGACCGAUUCCAUUAUUGGGUAACAUGGCGCCUUUUAUAUUCCAACGUACAUCUCUUGCGGAGCUCGUAUCUAAUAUAUACAAUCUUUUUCCGGAGGCGAAAUACAUCGGCUUCUACGAUCUUACAAAACCGGUGUAUAUCAUUCGUGAUCUGGAUUUGAUUACCACAAUAGCUAUUAAAAAUUUUGACAACUUUUGUGAUCAUCAAAACUUUGUGAGCGUCGACGAGCGAAUGGCCAGUAAAAAUUUAUUCGGUUUACGAGGCGAUCACUGGCGUGAGAUGCGGAAGCUUCUCAGUCCAGCUUUCACAUCCAGUAAAAUGAAGAUGAUGUUUAGACUCAUGUGCAAAUGUGCCGAGAAUUUCACCAAUUUUGUGGUAACACAAUCUGGAAAGAUUAGUAAGACAUAUGAUAUGAAAGAGACACUGUGCAAAUACACUAAUGACGUAGUGGCUACAUGCGCUUUCGGCAUUAGUGUGGAUUCAUUUAAAAAUCCAAAUAAUGAGUUCUUCUUGCUUGGUAGAAACGCCUUUACCUUUGGUACCCGGCUAUCUAUCAUGUUUUUUAUGAAUAAUCAUUUCCCAAAGCUCGCAAAGCUUCUCAAAUUGAAAAUGUUUGGUCCAAAAGUGGAAAAAUUCUUCAAAGAUGUCGUCAGUAGUACGGUAAAAAUCAGAGAUGAGCAGGGAAUUGUUAGACCAGAUAUGAUCCAAUUGAUGAUGGAGACUAGAAAUAAUGAUCAAGGACUCCAAUUCGACAUUGAAGAAAUGACUGCUCAGGCGUUUAUCUUUUUCUUUGGUGGAUUUGAUGCUGUAUCGACGGCCAUGUCUUUCAUGGUGCAUGAGGUCGCCACCAAACUUGAUGUUCAAAACAAAUUAAGAAAGGAAAUUGACCAUGUUGUCAGGGAGACCAAUGGCAAGCCCACUUAUGAAAUUAUCAACAGCAUGAAAUAUUUGAAUGCCGUUGUGAAUGAAUCUCUCAGAAUGUAUCCAGUGGCAAGUUAUCUUGAUAGGGUGUGUGUGAAGGAAUUCGAAUUGCCACCGGCGACUGUGGGUGGCAAAUCAAUUACAUUAAAACCCGGAGAUGCCGUAUGGCUUCCAAGUUACACUAUACAUCACGAUCCCAAGUAUUAUUCGCAGCCAAACAAAUUCGAUCCCGACAGAUUUUUGAACGGCGAUGUGGACAACUCGAGCUAUAUGCCAUUUGGUCUUGGACCCAGACUUUGCUUAGGUAACAGAUUCGCUUUAUUGCAAAUGAAGAUUAUGUUGUUCUAUCUAUUGUGGCGUUGUGAUCUUGAACGUGAUGCUAAAACCAGAGAUCCUAUAGUAUUGGAUAAAAAAUCACCUGUUAUAAUGGCGGAAGGAGGUUUCUGGUUGAAAUUAGGAGCAAGAAAAUCGACAGAUCUUUUGGAACAGUAUUUAUCGAACGAAAACAGAGAUUAAUAAUAUUCAUAAUUUAUAUGUGAAUUUUAAGUCGAACAACAAAAUUAUAGUAGACAUUAUUAUUAUCAAAUACGUACUCUCUCUUUUUCUAAUAUGAACAUUUAAUCCAAAAAAAUUAA